This is a messenger RNA of Gordionus sp. m RMFG-2023, 2356 nucleotides long. RefSeq names its product ESF1 homolog. The transcript is spliced from 12 exons. Lineage: Eukaryota; Metazoa; Nematomorpha; Gordioida; Chordodea; Parachordodidae. Gene Ontology annotation, molecular function: RNA binding. Gene Ontology annotation, biological process: rRNA processing. Bases 19 to 2235 code for a protein of 738 amino acids. The record is from RefSeq and is a predicted model, not a curated record.
AUUCAUUCAUAAGUCAGCAUGGAUCCAAAAAUUCUUAAAGAUGAUAGGUUUUCUCACAUAUAUAACAAUCCAAAAUUCAAGAGGAUGUCAGUUAAGGCUAAUAAAAUUAAGAUUGAUAAACGAUUCAAGGGCAUGUUCACAGAUGAAAAGUUUAAAAUAAAAGGCACAAUGGACAAGAGGGGGAGAGAUGUUAACCUAACAUCGAACGAAGACAUGAAAAGGUAUUACAAAAUCGAUACAGAAUCAGAGACUGAUGAUGCAAUAGACAGUUCGGUUAAAUAUCCUAAAACAGAUAAUAAAGCAUUAAAAUUAAUUGAAUCGCCUGGAUCUCAUUCUACACAUGAUUCUCCAUCAGAAUCAGAAUCCACUCAAACGGAUAGUGAUGAUUCUCUAUCUGAAGAUUACAUUGAUCACAAAUGGGGAGAACUCGAUGCUGAUUGUCCAGAAAUUGGUGAGACAACUAACAGGUUAGCAGUUUGCAACAUGACUUGGGAAUUGAUUAAUGCGAAAGACCUAUUCCUGUUAUUCGAUUCGAUCAAGCCAGCUGGAGGGAUUGUCAAAAAUGUCACAAUAUACAGAUCGGAGUACGGCAAAAGGAUGAAGGCGGAAGAGGACGCUAAGGGACCUUUCGCGGUCAUGGAUCAGCUGUUUAAACCGGGUAAUGCGGCAAACAAGCCCGCGAAAAAGACGAGUAGCGAGGAUGACGAAAGCGAAGCGGAAAAUUUUGACAUCGAAAAAUUGAGGAGAUAUCAAAUAAACACCAUGAAAUACGCGUACGCCAUCGUGGAGUGCGACACUAUCGACACCGCGCAACAUAUAUACGACGAGUGCAACGGAUUAGAAUUCGAGAAAACAUCUAAUAUAAUAGAUCUCAGAUACGUCCCAGAGGAGACCACUUUCCACACUUCCGCCGAUAAUCCGGAAUCCGAUAUUCUUUCCCGAUUUGAUUGGCAAAUGUCCAUCAUCCCUUCGAUUCGAACAAACGAGUCACUCCCGUUGGUUCCUAACCCCUGCUUAAGCCAGACGAAUUUCGACUUAACCUGGGAUAACCAGGACCCAACACGUCAGUUGAUACUAAAUAAACAAUUGUCAUCGUUAUAUUCCACGGGAAAAGACGAAAUCAGGGUAGGCAAAAGCAAGAACAGCGGCAAACAGAAAAGGAAAGAAAAGGCCUUACUCUUGCAAAACCUUUUGGAGUUCGGUCCUGAGUCAGCUUCCGUUCCCGAUACGGCGGUAAACGAAUCGAAGGGGCGGAUGGAAUCCUGCGAUAAACUGAAAGAUCUGGGCAUGUUUCUGGCUCCCCCUUCGUCAAACUCCUCCGAAUCUGGGUACGAUUGCGAAGAAGAUGCAAUGACGAAGAUCACCGAGGCAAAUGAUAGCAAAGGCGACAGUUCCUCGGCGAAAGAUGUGUCAAAAAGAGAGGACAAAUACGCCAAAUACCGGCGAUUAUUGAAAGGAGUUUUGGGCGGGAAGGAAGGGGAAGAUUUGCCGGAUCGAUCAUCUCGCUCCUCCGCCAAAAAUGGAGAACUUUCGUCCAACGACGAAUUCGAUGACGAUUUUUUCGAGAACCGAAAAAAAAAUGGCGAGGAAAUCAUGGCCGAUGCCACGGAUAAAGUCAUGCAAAUCACCUGGGAGCCCGAACUCGAUGAUAUGGCCCAAGAUUUGGUGGACAAUAAAUUGCAGCAACAGAACCUAGGAAGUAUGGCUCCCUGGGAGAAAUAUUUGGCUAAGGAUAAGGCCAAAAAGAUGGCGAAGAAACAGAAGAAACUGCAGAAGUUUCGAAAUGCUAGUACAGAAGAUCGGGAAUAUUCGCUCUCUUCAGACGAUGACGAUAAUAUGCGUGCCAAUCAUUCGAAGGCCGAUUUAGAACUUCUAAUGAUGGACGACAAUCUCGUUGCUAAUUCUGCCAACAAGCGUUGCCCACCAAAAAAGCGCCAGAAUUCGACUAACGAAAGUUUAUCGCGUUUAGAUCCCAACCAAAAACAUAUUGCCGAACCUCAGAAGGUUUCCAGAAAAUUCGACAGGAAGAAAAAGAAAAGAAUUACAGACGCCGAAAUUCAGAAUGAUGAGGGAGAUGAUGAUGAGUUUGAGUGCGAUCAAAACGACGAUAGAUUCCUGGCUAUUCGUUCCAAUCCCAACUACGCUUUAGAUCCUUCGAAUCCCAAUUUCAAAUCCAAUAUUCCUAAAAAUUCGAAACAUAAAUCCAAAAGGCAAAGAAGAAGAAAUAAGAGCUGAAUUGAAGCCCAAUAAAAAAAAAAUUUUUCCCUUGAAUAUUUCUAUUUUUUUUUUGUGUGUAAAGAAGAAAAAAUAUUGUGUUUUUUUAUCUCGAUAAAAAACACGCACUUCUCGAAAUCUG